UCGGGUCAUCGAGAGAGGGCAUCAACAACACGGUUGCUUUUUUCGGGGGUAUGGCAAAUGGUGAAUGUGAACUGGGCAAGGAAGUCGAGCCAUCGAGCUUGGCAUGGGGUGAUGUCUUUCUUGGUGAGGAUGAAAGAAACGAUGGUGUUAUCAGUGAGGAUAGUGAAGUAUUGUCCGUCAAAGCACGGACGCCAGAUUGUGAGGGCGUGAAUCAAGGCGAGGAGUUCCUUCUCAUUGGCGGGGUAAUUCAUCUCCGCGGGAAGGAGCUUUUUGCUUGCGAAGGCGAUGGGGUCUUCGCCGGGUGGAGCCUCGGGGUGAGUGGGCGAGUCCUUGAUGGAGGGGGUCUUGGCGGUGUCGCGGGGGAAAUGUUGGGACAGUACGGCUCCAAUGGCGAAGUCGGAGGCAUCAUUGGUGACAUAGAAAUGGCGAGUGGGGUCGGCGAUCUUGAGGACAGGGGCAGUGGUAAUGGUUUGCUUGAGGAAGUCGAAAGCGUGUUGGCGGUGAUUGUUCCAAUUGAAGGGUUCGUCCUUGCGUGUGAGUUCAUGGAGAGGGUAAGAGAUCUCGGAAAAGUUGCGAAUGAACGAGCGGUAAUAGUUGGCAAGACCGAGGAAGGAAUGAAGUUGGAGGAGGGUCUUGGGCGCGGGGUACUUGACGAGGGCUGUGACCUUCGAGGGGCCCAUAAGGAUGCCUUCAGCGGAGACAAUGUGGCCAAGGUAUUCAACACUCGAAGCGGCAAACGUACAUUUGCUGAGUUUGGCAUAGAAUUUUUGCUCUCGGAGGAUCGAGAGGACUUGGCGAAUGUGGUGCAUUACGAGGAACUCGUAGUGCCCGAACCGAGAGCGGAAUGCGGUCUUGUGGGUGUCCUCGCGGAUACGGAUUUGGUGGAAGCCACUGCGGAGGUCGAUCUUGAUGAAAUGUUUGGCUCCACGGAGGCGAUCAAAAAGUUUAGAUAUCCGGGGGAGUGGGUACUUGUUCUUGAUCGUGAUCUGGUUCAAGGUCGUAGAGAAGGGGUUAGGGGUGAGAGGAGAAGAGUAGGUGCCAGUGGGAAGCUCGACCGACGGGAUAGCAGACGUCGUCGGGAGGGGGGCAGGCGGAGUAGACUACAUCACCUAGGGGCCGUUCGAUGGGAUGUGCAUCACCGGAGGGGGGGUAGGCAGGCGGAUAGUCGAUGCCAAUUUCUGGAGACGACGGGGUGGAGAGGAAGAAGGCGGUCGGGAGGCACGAUCUUGGCGUUCCAUCCGCAUAAGGUGGGCGGCCUGGAGGUCCUUAAUGGUGAAUUGGGAGGGGUCGAGAGAGGCAGUGUCGAAGUCGUCAUCGGAGGUGGGUGGAGUGGUGUCGUCAGGGGUGAUGUUAUGGAAGAAGCGGGGGCGGGAGGGAGCGGGCGCAGACUGGUGAUGGGGGUGGAGGAGUCGAUCGUGGUGAAGCAUGCAAGAGAGGAGGUCAACAAGGGGCAUGUCGGGUUCGUGGGCGAGGGCGGUUGCAAGAUCUUUGUGGCAUACUCGCUUGAUGCGGGAGAUGAACGCAAAGUUGGGAAUGACGGUGGUGGGGAGGUGAUGGCGGAGGGAGCGGAUGUAUUGGAUGAAGCGGUUCGUGGGACCGGUCUGGCGGAGGUGACAAAAUUGUUCGAGGUAGUCAUCGAUGGUUUUCUGGGGGCAGAAGGUGGCAGUGAGAAGGUUGGCCCAUUGGAGGAAGGAGUGACGCGGUCCGCCCGAGGCGCGGCGGUUGCUGACUUUGGCCAUCCACCAUUUGACGCCAUUGCCGAGGAGGCGGGAGGUGGCAAUGGGAAGUCAGUGGACAAGGGGCAUGUGGUGGAGCUUGAAAGAGUUGUGGAGCUGGGUAAGGAAGAGGAAAACGUCCUUGUGGGGAAGGUCGAAGAAGGGCAUGAUGUCAGCGGAUCGGAAGGAACGGGGGAUUUCCCCUUCGCGGGAAACGAUCCACACGAGGGUGUUGAAGUUGAGGUUAUCGGGGGUAGUGUCGUAGCAGGUGUAAUCGAAUUGGCUGUUGUCGUUAAGGAGGUAGUUGGGGGGAAGUUGUGGCAUUGUGGGGUAGUAGGAGUGGAGGAGGUCGGCGACGGGGUGUGGCUGGAGGCGGUUGUUGACGUGGGGGUGGUGGUGGUGACCACCUGGAUGGAAGGGGUAGUGGUUUGGGACUCGAGGGCGGUCAACCGGCUUGAGAUGCCAGCGACGGAAGUGGAGAGUGUCCAGAGGGAGUCCUAUACGAACCGAAGGAUGGAGAGGAGGGAUGGGGCGGGGGKGUUAUUCCCGAUGGCUUGUUGGAGUUCGCGGUGGAUACCCGCCACGGAGUCGUCGCAGAGAGAGCUCAUGUUGAGGCUUGAAGCACCUUCGGCCAUUGGAGAGGACGAAGGCCAGGUGGCAGAGGAAGAUGGAGCAGUGGAGGUGGUAGCAGCAGAUGUGAUAGCGGCAGCGGCGUCGGCGGCAGCGCGUUGGGAGGUCUUGGUUUGGCGUGAUGGCAUGUGGAGAAGAGGGGGGACAAUCCGUAUUUACAAGAGUAGAGCGUCAUCAAGUGAUUUAGCAAUGAAGGUAGCAGAGAAUUGCAGAGCAAGAAUUCAUUUUGAAUAAAUUAAUUUGAAUUUAUUCGAAAUUAAUUCGAGAAUGUAUUUUUCAAUGAAAGCGGAAUUUUCAG
This is a messenger RNA of Chara braunii, 2643 nucleotides long. The record is from the annotation of a GenBank genome assembly. NCBI's taxonomy places the organism in Eukaryota, Viridiplantae, Streptophyta, Charophyceae, Charales, Characeae.